Molecule: messenger RNA, 1015 nt
Organism: Cebus imitator (Panamanian white-faced capuchin)
Lineage: Eukaryota; Metazoa; Chordata; Mammalia; Primates; Cebidae
Gene: ERAS
Product: ES cell expressed Ras
Exons: 1
Coding region: 123-824 (233 amino acids)
Biological process (GO): Ras protein signal transduction
Cellular component (GO): plasma membrane
Molecular function (GO): GDP binding; GTPase activity; GTP binding
Source: RefSeq, a predicted model, not a curated record
AACUCACUGUCUCCUUGCCCUCAGAUGGUCUCCCCUAAGAUUUCCCCGAUUGUCUUGCUUCUUCUCUUCCCACUUGCAGAAACUGCUGCCCACACCUCUACCCUGAGCUGCCUGCUGGGAGCAUGGAGCUGCCAACAAAGUCUGGCACUUUCGACCUGGGCCUGGCCACAUGGAGCCCUACUCUCCAGGGGGAAAACCACUGGGGUCAGGCACGCUGCAGGGACGUUGGCAGGCAGCUGCCUGAGUACAAGGCAGUGGUGGUGGGCGCAAGUGGCGUGGGCAAGAGUGCGCUGACCAUCCAGCUGAACCACCAGUGCUUCGUGGAGGACCACGAUCCCACCAUCCAGGAUUCCUACUGGAAGGAGUUGGCCCUGGACAGCGGGGACUGCAUUCUGAACGUGCUGGACACAGCAGGGCAGACCGUCCAUAGAGCCCUGCGUGACCAGUGCCUGGCUGUCGGUGAUGGUGUGCUGGGCGUCUUUGCUCUUGAUGACCCCUCGUCUCUGAUCCAGCUACAGCAGAUAUGGGCUGCCUGGGGCCCUCACCCUGCCCAGCCCCUUGUCCUCGUAGGCAACAAGUGUGACCUUGUGACCACCGCUGGAGAUGCUCAUGCUGCUGCCGCAGCCCUCGCACACAGCUGGGGUGCCCACUUUGUGGAGACCUCAGCCAAAACACGGCAAGGUGUGGAGGAGGCCUUUUCACUGCUGGUCCAUGAGAUCCAGAGAGUCAAGGAGGCCAUGGCGAAAGAGGCAAGGGCAAGGUCCUGUGUGGAGAAGACCCGGCACCAGAAGGCCACCUGCCACUGUGGCUGCACUGUGGCCUGAAGGUCUUGGCCAAGAAAUGUAGACCCUCCCCAGGCCAGGGUGAUUGUUCGCUUGACUUGAGACUCCUGAAGCAACUAGCUUUGAGGGACACAUUCCAUAUACUAGGGAAAGAUGGACACCUCUCUUGUUUUCACUUGGUGAGGGGCUUUUUGGUAACACAGGAGUACCUAGUGUUGCUUUUGUUAUGUCAA